Pogoniulus pusillus (Red-fronted tinkerbird) is the source of this 912-nucleotide messenger RNA. Its product is annotated as integrin beta-7-like. Gene Ontology annotation, cellular component: cell surface; focal adhesion; integrin complex. The record is from RefSeq and is a predicted model, not a curated record. The transcript is spliced from 6 exons. Gene Ontology annotation, molecular function: integrin binding. Gene Ontology annotation, biological process: cell-matrix adhesion; cell adhesion mediated by integrin; cell migration. The annotation marks the transcript as partial. NCBI's taxonomy places the organism in Eukaryota, Metazoa, Chordata, Aves, Piciformes, Lybiidae.
AUGGAGCUCCCGGGGGGGCUCCUGCUGCUGCUGCUGCUGCCGGGGGGGGCCAGGGCAGUGUCCUGCGAGUCCCACGCGUCCUGCGCCGCCUGCGUCCGCGCCCACCCGAGCUGCGCCUGGUGCGAGGACCCGGGCUUCCCGGGGGGGGCCGAGGCUGCUGCCCCUCGCUGUGCCCCGCGGGAGCUGCUGCAGCUCGCAGGGUGCCCGCCCCAGGCCGUGGUGCAGCCCCAGGGCAGCGUCAGGAUGCUGCAGGAUGAGGAGCUGGGGGCUGGGGGGGGCCCGGGGGGGGCUGCACCCACCCAGCUGAGGCCCCAGAAGGUGCAGGUCCUGCUGAGGCCUGGGGAGGAGCAGAGCUUCCAGGUGAGGUUCCGCAGGCUCCAGGGGCACCCUGUGGACCUCUACUACCUGCUGGACCUCUCCUACUCCAUGAGGGACGACCUGGAGCACCUGCACAGGCUGGGCACAGACCUGCUGGCAGCCCUGGGCAAUGCCACCGCCUCCCUGCGCAUCGGCUUCGGCUCCUUCGUGGACAAGCCUGUGCUGCCCUACGUCAGCACCGUGCCCAGCAGGCUGCGGAACCCCUGCCCGGAGCGGGAGGUGCCCUGCGCCCCCCCCGCAGCCUUCCGCCACCUCCUCUCCCUCACCGCCGACCCGCAGCAGUUCUCCGCUCGGGUCCGUGCCCAGCGCAUCUCUGCCAACCUGGACGCGCCCGAGGGCGGCUUCGAUGCCAUCCUGCAGGUGGCGCUGUGCCAGGAGCUGAUUGGCUGGCGCCCUGCCACCCGCCUGCUGGUCUUCGCCUCCGACGAUGCCUUCCACACGGCAGGGGAUGGCAAGCUGGGGGGCAUCGUCCUGCCCCCCGACAGCCGCUGCCACCUGGAUGCCCAGGGGGUCUAUGCCAGCAGCCACCUCUAC